CAAAAGGAGAAGGAAAAAGAAGCGUUGAUGAGCAGCAGCUCUCUGCCCUACAGCUCAUCUCUCUUUGCCUCACUGCUCGUCGGUGAAGCUCACACAGCUCGCCGCUCUGGAUCCCUGCUAUCGCAGCUGCUGGAUCGGUUGGUUGCUCGCCGGAUCUAUAGGCUGGCCACCAGAUCUGGUCGGGAUUGAGAGGGAGUGGCAGGUAUUCAGCACGGAGAUGACUGAGCUGUCAGGGAAGACAACGACGGCGACGACCAAGAAGAUGAAGGCAGCGUUCGAAGCAAGGAGGGAAGAUAAGCCACUAGUGAGGGCCGGCCAAGCUUGAGGCCGGAGGAGCUUCGUCGGGACCGGUCAAGCUCGAAGCCCGUCGUGCUCGUGGUCAGCCAGGCGAUUGGAGGCGAAUUAGAUGGCGAUGGCUUGAGGGGAGGAGAAGAGAUGGAGAGCUUACGCAAAUGGAAGAGAAAGGUUCAAGAGCUGUAGAAUCUCACCAUGGAAGGGUCUGAGGAGCAUGGUGAGACCUCAAAGGCACCCCUGAGCAGGGGGGUCAGUAAAGGAGUGUCUAUACUCGAUGUUAUACUUCGCUUUGUCGCGAUCAUUGGCACCCUCGCGAGUGCCAUUGCCAUGGGCACCACCAAUCAGACGCUGCCUUUCUUCACCCAGUUCAUCCGGUUCAAGGCGCAAUACAGCGAUCUCCCAACUCUCACGUUUUUUGUGGUGGCAAACUCUAUUGUCUCUGCCUAUCUCAUCCUUUCACUCCCACUGUCAAUUGUGCACGUCAUUAGGAGCAGGGCUAAGUAUAGCAGGCUCAUCUUGAUCUUUUUCGAUGCGGCAAUGCUAGCUCUGGUGACCGCGGGGGCAUCUGCUGCAGCAGCUAUUGUGUACUUAGCACACAAGGGAAAUGCCAGAGCAAACUGGCUUGCUAUUUGCCAGCAGUUUGAUUCCUUCUGUGAGCGCAUCUCUGGCUCCCUGAUUGGCUCAUUUGCAGCCAUGGUUGUGCUGGUACUGCUCAUAUUCCUCUCGGCUAUUGCAUUAGCCAGGCGAUAGACCAAAUUGCCAACUGUUUGCUUCCUGUAGUGUGAAGUAUCAUAUUAUGGCGAGGUUCUUGCACUUACUUGCCUAUGUAAUAAUCUGUGUGCCUAUUUUUCUCUUGCUAUCAACCUCUUCUAUCUUGUGUAUCCCCUUGAUUGUACACUUCAUAUAUGAAUGCUACAGAAAAUGAAAUAUA
This is a messenger RNA of Oryza sativa Japonica Group (Japanese rice), 1225 nucleotides long. RefSeq names its product casparian strip membrane protein 3. Lineage: Eukaryota; Viridiplantae; Streptophyta; Magnoliopsida; Poales; Poaceae. The record is from RefSeq and is a predicted model, not a curated record.